UAUUCACCAAUAUGAUUGGGUUAUUAAAGAAAAACCAGAAAAAGACAAAAAUAAAGGGUUAUUCAAAACUAUUCAAGGAUGGAUUAAGGGCGAGGAUUUUAAAAAACAUCUAAAAAUGGAAGCAGCAUUUUCAUUUCAACAUUUCCUUCCUCGAGUACAGUUAUCAACAGGAGAUACAGCUGGCAUUGCUGGUGAAGAAAUAGUUCUGCAUGUGGAAAAUAUUUAUGAAGGCUUAAAAACAACAUAUCAUGUAUCAGCUGGACUAUGGAAUUAUGGAACUGAUUUUCAAGCAUACUUGCACAAGGAGGUUCAUGAAUAUAUAUCAGCUGUUGUGACAAAGAUACAUGAGAAGAGAAAAGGAAAAGUUGAAAUGGAAGAUCAAGUUCUUCUUCUUGCUGGUGCCAUGACGAUGGUAUAUUUGAAGGAAACAUAUAGCAUUGAGUUAAGGGAAGUUGACCAAGAAAGAUUAUGUAAAGCUUUGUUGCCAUUUGUGGACAAAGAGGGAAAACAGUGUCCUGAAUAUGAAGGUCUGGUAUUGUUCUUUCCAAGGAUAAAGAAAAGAAUGUCAGAUGCUUUACUGAAAAUGAUAAAAACUAUGGCAAAGGAUAGUACAAAGAGCUGUUUGUUUUAUUGUGUUCCACUUCAUCACUUUUUGCUAGGAAAAUAUGUACCAUACCAGCCUGCAACAGCAAAAGUGAAUCAUGAUGAUACAAUUCCAGAAUGGUGGGGCAUUGCUGAUUUUUCAAAUGAAUUGUCAUACUUUCAGGGAAAAAGUAAAUGGGACAGAAACAAAACUGAAAUAUUAGAAGCCUUAGUACCAUACUUUGCUGUUGACUUUUUACUUCCAAGGACAUUCAUAGCAUCACUGAGACUUCAACGCUUUGAUGAGAUUGACUUGGAACUUAUUCCUACAGAUGCUAUUUUAGCUGGAGCUUGUUAUUUCAUUAAGACCAUAACUGCAACAUUUGUGACCGAAAAUGCUAAGAGUUUAAAGAGGAUAUUUAGUAAUGUAUCAUCCAUCACACUUGGUGAAGAUAGCUGA
Messenger RNA from Mytilus trossulus (common blue mussel), 1042 nucleotides. RefSeq lists its product as uncharacterized. Bases 116 to 1042 code for a protein of 308 amino acids. The record is from RefSeq and is a predicted model, not a curated record. Lineage: Eukaryota; Metazoa; Mollusca; Bivalvia; Mytilida; Mytilidae. The transcript is spliced from 5 exons.